Messenger RNA from Folsomia candida, 2135 nucleotides. RefSeq lists its product as uncharacterized. The transcript is spliced from 4 exons. The record is from RefSeq and is a predicted model, not a curated record. The coding region runs from base 286 to 1452 and encodes 388 amino acids. Lineage: Eukaryota; Metazoa; Arthropoda; Collembola; Entomobryomorpha; Isotomidae.
UUGAGCGGACCUCUCUUUCACUCACAAAUUUUCUCCCAACGGCCACACGCACGGCUUUUGUUCUCAAAAGUCACAUUUUGUACAUGGACACAAAAUAUAGUGACAUUUUUUGUAUUCAGAAAAUCAUUGGCGACUUUACUCGUUUAACACCAAAUUGACGAAUUAGAGAAAAUUAUUAUUUUUUGAAUCAUAAAUUUGUAAAAUCACACAAGUGGACAUUAUAUAAUUGGACUGGUCAAAGUUGACGGUCAUAACGUACCAAAAGGUUCCUCCAGUUUGACCAGGAUGAAGAAUUUCCUGCAGAAGAGAGAUUGCGUGGGAUGGAUUCUACAAUUCACUGUUAUCUUUGCCUAUUUCGGCUCCAGUGAUACCGACACCGACGUGCUUCACCCACUCGGCGUGAACGUAAAUUUCCCUCCAGGUUCUUCCGGAGCGUCGUCCUCAACACCAAACAACGGGAAAAGAAGCAUGAAUGAUGUUGAUACGAGCGGCUACAAAUUGAGAACAAAACGAGCCAGCGAGGACACACCUCACGACACAAAUGAAAUGAAACUGUGGGAUCAAAUCUUUGCCAACGCCCUGGCCACGUCCAAUACAUCACAGUGGGUGCAUCUGAGAGAAAUUUUUGACCGAGUAGAAGAAGAACUUCAUAAAACCAAAUCGACCGGAAAUACGUCGCUGAACCAACUCAAUAAAAUCCACAACAGCUUUCUUGUCCCUCAUCCACCUCAUCAAGCAACUUUUGUCGGUCCUCUACCCAAAACUUUGGGACGAUCUAAACAUCCAAAAUUUAUUUAUCACCGAGUAUCUGGUCCCCUUAGGGGCAGAGGACGCCCUUUUGCUGCAGUUUCUCUCGCCACAGCAGAUUCAGAAGAUCAUACGAGAGAAAAUAAAGCCACAGAAAAUACUCUGAAUGCUGAUCACACCUCUUGGGAAUCUAAAAAUGAUCACUUUUUCCGUGAUGCAGACUACCCACAUGACCAACAUGGACGAGAAAGUGCUGAAGAACACGAAACUCUUUUAAACGACGAUUUCAGCCACUUUAAAAACUUUGACCACUCUGAGCCCACGUCACAUCUAUCGAACAAGUUUAAAAGCUUUCAAAACUUUGAUGGUCCCAGUAGCAGCCGCUCUUCCAAGAAUGCCCAAUUUGAGGUCACCGGUCACAACCACCUCAAAAAUGGGAAGGAAGACAGAGUAUUAGUCUUGGAAGAUAGGUCGCAUUCACAUGUUCCGGCGUCGGAGCGGCGUGACCACUACGACGUGAAUAAAGGGAGACACCAUCACCACCACCAUAAAGAUAAAGCUGGUCACUUUCACCUCAGAACUUGGGAAAGUCAAGACGAUAUGAGGCCAAAGGACUGUCACCACCACCACCAAACUAGACGGCAAAGGAAGAAACACUACCAUAAAGCCCAUCUCCUUGACCAGGAAUAUCUUGGAGGAGAUUGAAAUUACCAACUUGUUACUUACUACAUACUCCUACGGGCCUUCCUAUCUUCAAUUCUCAGAUAUUCUCUACAUUUUUAUUUCUUAAAUGUAUUUUAUCUAAAAAUUGAUCUGUAAUAGAUAUAUAAAAUACAUAAUUGGCUAUUCAUAUCAGUAAUGUAAGUACUUCCAUGAAAAGAAGAAAAAAUCGUAUCCCACAUUUAUAUGUGAUCCAACAGUAUUACUUAUUGCAUAUAUUUAUCAAAUUACCAAAUUGUGAAGAAGCACUUAGCCAUAAAUUUAUACAUUAUAUACAGUAAUAUGUACCUAUAAAAUAAUAUCUAACUUGUAAGUAUAAUUUCUAGAUCAUUCAUAUUUGCUCUUUACAAUGAAAUAAGGUCGGCACUCAUCAGUCUUUUUUUAUCAUAACUAUAAUGCACUCUAGUUUUAAGUAAUAAUCUCGUCUGAUAAGGAAAAGUAUUAGAUAAGUACUACGCAUAGCAUGCGCCUAUAAAUUGGGUUAGCAUGCCAGACAGACUCGGGUAGCUCCUCCUUGAAAAGAUCCUUUGUUAGAUAAAGUCUCUUAAAAUAAAUGGAUGUUUGAAUUACAGAGUAAAUGUAUGUACAUAGAAUGUAAGGCAAAGAUUUAUUCAUGGAAUGCUAGCCACCCUCCCUAACUAUUGUAAUAAAUAAGACUACUACUCCCA